GAUUCAAUUUUCAGAUUUUAUUCGUCAGAAUUGAUGACAUCAAUCAAAUUCUUGGUUCAAGAUUGCUCUUUUCAGUGAGAAUGUUUAGCUGGAUGAACAAGACAAAAGAGGUUCACCAUGAAUGUUUCGAUACGGUCGUCGAGGGACUCAAAAGCAUCUACAAGUACAAGAUGUUCCCGUUGGAACAGCAUUACCUAUUCCACGAAUUCCAUUCUCCGCCUCUGAACGACGCUGAUUUUGACGCUAAGCCACUUAUUCUUCUAGUGGGACAGUACUCGACAGGAAAAACCACUUUCAUAAAAUACCUGCUGGAGAGGGAUUUCCCAGGUAUGAGGAUAGGCCCUGAACCCACAACGGACCGCUUCAUAGCAGUCAUGUAUGGUGAAAAGGAAGGUGUGAUACCGGGGAAUGCAUUGGUGAUGGACCCUAAGAAGCAAUUCAAACCGCUCUCAACUUUUGGAAACGCUUUUUUGAACAGAUUUCAAUGCUCUAUGGUCAAGAGUCCGGUGCUGAAGGGAAUAUCUGUGAUUGAUACUCCGGGAAUACUAGCAGGUAUUUGUGAAAAGCAAAGAAUCGACCGAGGCUAUGACUUCAUCGGUGUUCUUCAAUGGUUUGCUGAGAGAGUGGACAGAAUCAUUUUACUCUUUGAUGCACAUAAACUGGAUAUUUCCGAUGAAUUUAAGAGGUCCAUAGAAGCUCUCAGAGGACACGACGAUAAAAUAAAAAUAGUUUUGAACAAAGCUGACAUGAUAAACCCCCAGCAAUUGAUGAGAGUGUAUGGAGCACUGAUGUGGUCUCUGGGAAAGGUAUUCCAAACCCCUGAAGUGGUAAGGGUUUACAUUGGAAGCUUUUGGGAUCAGCCUUUGAGAUUUGACAGCAACAAACAACUAUUCGAAGAUGAAACCCAAGAUCUGUUCAAGGACCUUCAAUGUCUGCCAAGAAAUUCAGCGUUGAGGAAACUCAACGAUUUGAUAAAGAGGGCAAGGCUUGCCAAAGUACACGCCUACAUCAUUUCGGAACUGAAGAAGGAGAUGCCCAACAUCUUUGGUAAAGAGAAUAAAAAGAGAGACCUGAUCAAGAACCUACCACAUCUCUAUAGGAAGAUCCAACAGCAGUAUUCGGUGUCUCAGGGAGAUUUUCCAGAUGUGAAAAAAAUGCAAGAGCACUUGAGCAAGUAUGAUUUCAAUAAGUUCCAUAGUAUAAAACCAAGGAUGUUAGAAGAAAUUGAUUCAAUGUUGGGCAGUGAUAUUGCCCAAUUGAUGGCAAUGGUGCCCAAUGAGUACUGUGGUGACUCUGAUAUUGAUAUCAGAGGAGGUAUAUUUGAGAAUGUUGGAGACAAUUUGUCACCAUUUGGUUACAGAAGAGGAGAAGGUAUCAUGGCAGAUAUUGGAGGUUAUGGAGAAGUGGAUUGGAUUGUUAACAAAGACAGAUCGUCGUACGAUAACAUCUUCGAUCGAUUGUCGAAUAAUAACCCGAAACUUUCUGGAUCUAUGGCGAAGGAAGAGCUGCUUAAAUCGAAAUUGCCGAAUACAGUUUUAGGAAAGAUAUGGAGGCUUGCAGAUAUCGAUCAGGAUGGAUUUUUGGAUAGGGAUGAGUUUGCUUUAGCGAUGUAUUUGGUGAAUGUAAAGCUUGACGGUGGGGAUAUACCAAGAGAUUUGCCUGAUCAUCUGGUACCACCUUUCAAGAAGAAUUCAAGUUAUCCACAUGACUGAAAUAGAUACAUAAAAUAUUUUUUGGAAUAAAUGUUUGUUCUCCUGUGAAAA
Messenger RNA from Harmonia axyridis, 1763 nucleotides. RefSeq names its product EH domain-containing protein 1-like. The transcript is spliced from 5 exons. Gene Ontology annotation, molecular function: GTP binding; calcium ion binding; protein binding. The record is from RefSeq and is a predicted model, not a curated record. The coding region runs from base 81 to 1712 and encodes 543 amino acids. Lineage: Eukaryota; Metazoa; Arthropoda; Insecta; Coleoptera; Coccinellidae. Gene Ontology annotation, cellular component: cytoplasm; plasma membrane. Gene Ontology annotation, biological process: endocytosis; endosomal transport.